CUGGUUCACCAGCGCAGCACCCACACCGGCGAGCGCCCCUACACCUGCGCCCAGUGCGGCAAGGGCUUCACCAACUCCACCAGGCUGCUGAUACACCAGCGCAUCCACACCGGUGAACGCCCAUACACCUGCGCCCAGUGCGGCAAGGGCUUCACCCAGUCCAACAGCCUGCUGGUUCACCAGCGCAGCACCCACACUGGCGAGCGCCUCUUCACCUGUGCCCAGUGCGGCAAGGGCUUCACCAACUCCAGCAGCCUGCUGGUUCACCAGCGCAGCACCCACACCGGCGAGCGCCCCUACACCUGCGCCCAGUGCGGCAAGGGCUUCACCACCUCCACCAGGCUGCUGAUACACCAGCGCAUCCACACCGGUGAGCGCCCAUACACCUGCGCCCAGUGCGGCAAGGGCUUCACCCAGUCUACUCACCUGCUGGUUCACCAGCGCACCCACACCGGCGAGCACCCCUACACCUGCGCCCAGUGCAACAAGGGCUUCACCCAGUCCAGCAGCCUGCAGAAGCACCAGCGCACACACACCGGCGAACGCCCCUACACCUGCGCCCAGUGCGGCAAGGGCUUCACCCGCUCCAGCAGCCUGCAGAAGCACCAGCGCACCCACACCGGCGAGCGCCCCUACACCUGCGCCCAGUGCGGCAAGGGCUUCACCCAGUCCUCCAACCUGCUGCUUCACCAGCGCACCCACACCGGUGAGCGCCCCUACACCUGCGCCCAGUGCGGCAAGGGCUUCACCCGCUCCAGCAGCCUGCAGAAGCACCAACGCACCCACACCGGCUAG
Molecule: messenger RNA, 795 nt
Organism: Amblyraja radiata (thorny skate)
Lineage: Eukaryota; Metazoa; Chordata; Chondrichthyes; Rajiformes; Rajidae
Product: zinc finger protein 239-like
Exons: 1
Biological process (GO): regulation of transcription by RNA polymerase II
Molecular function (GO): DNA-binding transcription factor activity, RNA polymerase II-specific; RNA polymerase II cis-regulatory region sequence-specific DNA binding
Source: RefSeq, a predicted model, not a curated record